AUGGUUCAGGCUAUUUUCAAGCCCCAAGCCCAGAACAACAAUGCUUUUCUUGAUAUUGCCCGGAAUGGCCUGACUCAGGCUGUUGCUAAACCGUCCUAUCGUGUCAUCCAUGUUGAAGAGGGUCGGACACAGACAAAAUCCGUGGCUGACUUCAAAGACCCAUUUUGUAUAGAAUGGCAAGUAUGGUCGUUGCAGGGAGUGCCACUGAGUGAUAUAUUUACUCAUCGGGUGAAGUUGACAGAAGAUAAAAUCGUUGAGACUGAGAGAGCGAUACAUCCAUGGCUGUUGGAGCCAUGCAUGGCCGACAGCUUGAAAAAGGACCCGGUCGUGGGAAAACCAAGGGUGAUCGUUAAAGAAGGCUCUACUGCCAAUGACUGCUUAGCAUUUUCAAUACGAGCAGCAACAAUACUCGUACCAACGGGGUGUGAAGAUAAAGCACCGGUCACGGUUAAAGCCGACUUUUUAAAAUGGAUUCCAAUUGUGAUCACGGAGGACAGUACCGCCUCAAGACCUCCAUUGGUAGUUGCACCUAAUGAGGAAGUCUCUCUGUCCAUGACCAGAACAGGCACGCUAAAGAACCCGGCGACUGUUCACUUGGAUAGAGCAAGUCAUCCACAGAGCAGCUUCAUUUACAAGGCAAUCCCAGACCCAGAUGACGAACUUAAUGAUCCUGCCUGA
This is a messenger RNA of Penicillium canescens, 678 nucleotides long. RefSeq lists its product as uncharacterized. The record is from RefSeq and is a predicted model, not a curated record. The transcript has 4 exons. NCBI's taxonomy places the organism in Eukaryota, Fungi, Ascomycota, Eurotiomycetes, Eurotiales, Aspergillaceae. Bases 1 to 678 code for a protein of 225 amino acids.